This is a messenger RNA of Psilocybe cubensis, 1752 nucleotides long. RefSeq lists its product as uncharacterized. Gene Ontology annotation, molecular function: basic amino acid transmembrane transporter activity. The record is from RefSeq and is a predicted model, not a curated record. Bases 1 to 1752 code for a protein of 583 amino acids. Gene Ontology annotation, cellular component: fungal-type vacuole membrane. Lineage: Eukaryota; Fungi; Basidiomycota; Agaricomycetes; Agaricales; Agrocybaceae. The transcript has 19 exons. Gene Ontology annotation, biological process: basic amino acid transport; transmembrane transport.
AUGUUCGUAGAGCGCAGGCCUCCUUCUCUAGAGACAAGUUCACUACUCCAAGAGAGACCUCCUUCAUAUCACUCUACGGAUGACGUCAACAGCUUAGCUUCGCCCACAUAUUCCGAACGAGAGCCUGACCCGACGCCGGUCAACCAGUUCUCAAAAGCAGAUAAAUGCUGGAUCCUCGCAGGUUUGUGGUCAGGGGUUCUACUGGGCGCUUUUGAUGGGACCGUGGUUGCGACUUUAUUAACACCGAUUGGGAGUGAAUUCAAUGCUUCCAAUCAAUCAUCAUAUAUCGGCACAUCCUAUCUUCUGUCUGUGUGUUGUUUCACUCCAUUAUAUGGACGUCUAGCUGAUAUUCUUGGUCGCAAAGGGGCAAUGCUGCUGGCACUCUCACUUUUUGGAUCUGGUACGAUAUUUUGUGGAAUGGCUCAAUCUAUGAACGCGCUCAUUGCCGCUCGCGCUGUUGCCGGGAUGGGUGGAGGAGGAGUAAUGACAGUUUCCAGCAUUACUGUGACCGAUUUUAUUCCGCUGUACGAGCAUAGCUAUCAAUCAUCUGAGAAGACCCAUACUUACUUAGCUGCCUUGUUCUCGAAAGGCAACAACGAGGACUAUACCAAGGCAUGGCGAAUAUGCCUUGGGGGCCCUCUCGGAGGCUGGGUUAAUGACACGUUUGGAUGGCGGAGUGCAUUUUACAUGCAGGCCCCUGUGUUACUUUUCAGCUUCGUUUUAGUCGCGACCAAGGUUAAUAUCACGCUUCCAGACGCCGUACAAAAUCAAACUUUGUCUGAAAAGUUAAGGCGCAUCGACUAUCUGGGGUCUUUGACCCUGGUUGGAACUGUUGGCUGUCUUCUCCUUGGCUUCAGUUUGAAGUCGACAGAAGAGAUGCGGUGGUCUGAUCCCAUCAUCGUUGGACUUUUCUCUGCGAGCGUGAUUUUUGCAUUUCUCUUUGUAUGGGUCGAAAAGUUUUGGGCUCCAUAUCCUGUCAUGCCUUUACGUUUGAUUACACAAAGAACUCCUUUGGCUGUAUCAUUAUCCAAUCUUUUAACCAGCAUGUCUGCUUUUUCUAUGCUAUACAAUGCACCCCUUUAUUUUGCUGCCGUGAGGCUCAAUUCUGCCGCCGUCGCGGGUCUCCAUCUGCUACCACACUCUGUUGCUAUUUCUACUGGAAGUGUCUUUGCUGGCUGGAUCAUGCGAAGAACAGGAAAAUUAUAUACCCUGACCUUGGUAUCUUCAUUUAUGACCAUCGUUGCCAGUACGCUCGCCAGCUGCUGGAACGAGAAUUCUAGUGCUUUUCAUCUUUGGAUCGACCUUAUACCUCAAGGUUUCGGAAUGGCCAGUUUUAUCACGAGUACACUUAUUGCAAUGAUUGCUGGAGUGUUAAAGGAAGACAUGGCAGUCGCUACCGGAAUUACUUACCUUUUCAGAACGACUGGACAAGUACUUGGUGUCAGUUUAAGUGGUGCUAUCUUGCAAGCAGUUCUAUUGCAAAAGUUAAAAGAACGAAUUACUGGGGCAGGGGCGGCCGAGCUUAUUUAUGAUAUACGACACACUGCCGAGAUUAUACCCUUGCUGUCAGCAGAACAUCGAAAGGCUGCUGUGGAAUCAUAUGGAGACGCCUUACGCGUCGUUUUUAUCUGUCAAGCUGCUAUCAGCGGUCUAGGUUUUUUGGCUUGUCUACCUAUUCAAGAAAGCGCACUAUCGGGUCCUCGGCCUGAGGAGCAGCGCAAUGAUGAAGGGGAAAACGGGGAACGCGAUUAA